CCUACAGUUGGCAAUACUGCUAAUGAUUGGAAGGCCGCCGCGGCAGAAAAGCCGGCGAGCAGUCUGGUGACUACGUGUUGCUGUGGGCGGCAGCUCAGUACCGGCAUUUCCCGCGCGGUAGUGCCAGUAGUCAGUUGUGCCUGUAAGCUAUAGGAAUCAUGAAUUUGAGCUUGAAUUACCGUGACACGCAAUUGUUGAUCUCUGAGAUCGAAAGAUUGCCUUGCCUAUGGGACUCUUCGGCAGAAGAUUAUAAAAAUAAGAUAAAGAAGACGAAAGCCUGGAUCAAAGUUUACAUCUCACUUUGUCCUGAUUAUGAAGAUAAGACCUCUGCAGAAAAACAACAAAUAGGAAGGGAGAUCCAGAUGCGAUGGAGGAAUAUUCGGGAUUCAUUUAUGAAAGACUGCAAGAAAUUCAAGACGGAACAUAAAUCAGGAACUAGACCAGUAAAAUACCGUCGUUAUAUAUUCGCUGAUCAACUGUCAUUUUUGAAGAAAGUUGGUGUGGAAAAGAUUGCAUCAAAUGUACCUUCUACUCGUGUAGAAGAUAAGAAAGAUAAUGCAGCUGUGAAUGAAGCCACAGUCCAGCCGAAGGUGUGUUCUAAACCCAUGAAAAAAAGGAAAACAAUUUCUCUUGAGGAGAGAAUGAUAAGAUUUCUAGAAGACAAAGAAGAAGAAAAAGAUCCUGAUUAUUACUUCUUUAAGAGUAUCCUUCCGUCUGUGCGGGCUCUGCAGGAACACCAGAAACUUGAAUUUAGAAUGGAAGUACUGAAAAUACUGCACAACUUCAGUUAUUCAAAACGCCCAGAGGACCAUACAGCUCCACAAACGCUCUCAAGUGUAUUGACGCACUUGACCCAACACAAUCACUCAGCAUUCCCACGCAGUCAUUCUCGAGUGAUAUACCCCGAUAUUUCCGAUAUAUCAGUACCUUCUACAUCUGGAAAAAUUUGUAAGACACCCCCACCAUCCACACCUUCACCUGAAGUCGUGACAGUGGCGACACAUUCACCAGCAUCACACACUUCAGAUAAUAACGCUUCACCGAUGUCGAUGCAUGAUUCAUGA
Molecule: messenger RNA, 1064 nt
Organism: Portunus trituberculatus (swimming crab)
Lineage: Eukaryota; Metazoa; Arthropoda; Malacostraca; Decapoda; Portunidae
Exons: 3
Coding region: 159-1064 (301 amino acids)
Biological process (GO): regulation of transcription by RNA polymerase II
Cellular component (GO): transcription regulator complex; nucleus
Molecular function (GO): DNA binding
Source: RefSeq, a predicted model, not a curated record